UUUUUAAAUUUCCUUUCUUUUUAUAUUCUUUUUCUAUAUAUCGUUUGCUUGCAAAUAAUAUAUAAACUAAUUCUUUCAUUCCACAUUUAUAAAUAGUCUUAUACAUAUACAAGUACAUAAAUACAUAUAGAUAUCACAAAGUGAAAUGGAUGUCAAAAACUUGCUUAAUGAUACAGUCGAGCUAUAUGAAAAGCGAAACUUUGACUAUAGUUAUGCAUCUCCUUCAAUGUCAUGGUCAAGCGCAUCCUCGAUUUCUUCUUCAGACACUGUACCAUCUUCACCUACAACCUUCCCUGGUAAACCAAAGGAACAACAACAGCAAACACGUAUCCCUUGGACUGUCGCUGAAGAUUAUUUGCUACAAAAGGGUUAUCUGCAAGGACUCUCCUGGGCAAUGAUCUCCGCCAAGUAUUUGCCGCAUCGUUCUCGAGGCUGCUGCUGGGGUCGUUUCAAGACAUUACGCGCAAAGAGCUCUCAAAGAAAGGGCUGGUCGGUGAACGAAGACCGUAUCUUAUUAAGCUCAAUCAAGAAAAACACGCACUUGUUCAAGCAAGCUUGGAGAUCUGUUGCACUCGAUUUGAACAACCGUGAUUGGAAGGAAUGUGAACUUCGCUCAGCCUGUAUCAAUCUCAUUAACCAUCAAGUAGAAAUGCCUUGAGUAGUUAUCAUCUUCUUUUGCAGUAUAUACCAAAUCUUUUGUUGAACGAAGAACAUUACAACUAUACCCCCCCUCGCAAUUCAUUACUAAACCAAAAAAAAAGCAUUAAAUUCCUCCCUAUAUCGUUGUUGACAACGAUAUAUCUCCAGUUACAUAUACACAACACGCAUAAUACACUCAUACAUUGAUCACUUUCUUCAAUCUUUCAAUCGUUUAUCUUGCAUUCUCUUCCUUUUGAAUAUAUUGCAACCAUUAAGCUAAUAAAAUCC
This is a messenger RNA of Rhizopus microsporus ATCC 52813, 927 nucleotides long. RefSeq lists its product as uncharacterized. NCBI's taxonomy places the organism in Eukaryota, Fungi, Mucoromycota, Mucoromycetes, Mucorales, Rhizopodaceae. Bases 146 to 658 code for a protein of 170 amino acids. The transcript has a single exon. The record is from RefSeq and is a predicted model, not a curated record.